AUGGCGAUCCUACUCCCUCUCGUGGCAGCCCUAAUAAUAGUGUCCACUUACGGCUCUGUUCCAUCUCUGGGCUGUGAUCUGUCUCAGAACCACAUCUUGGCCAGUAAUGAGACCAUUGAGCUUUUGGGACAAAUGAAGAGACUCUCCUCUUUCUUCUGUCUCAAGGACAGACAGAACUUUAGCUUGCCCCGGGAGAUGGCGGACGGCAGCCACCUCCAGAAGAACCAGGCCGGCAGCGUCCUCCACCAGACCCUCCAGCAGAUCUUCCAGCUCUUCCACACACAGGCUGCCUCUGCUGCUUGGAACACGACCCUCCUGGAGCAGCUCCGAAGUGGACUCCACCUGCAGCUGGAACACCUCGAGACCUGCUUUGUGCAGGAAAUGGGAAAGGAGGAAUCGGACCUGGCAACUGAUGGCCCUACACUGGCUGUGAAAAGGUACUUCUAUGGAAUACGUCGCUAUCUGAAAGGGAAGGAAUAUAGUGACUGUGCCUGGGAGGUCGUCAGAGUGGAAAUCAGGAAAGCUUUCCUACUUUCAUCAACAAACUUGCAAGAAAGAUUAAGAAGAAAGGAUGAAGACCUGCUCUCACCUUGA
Elephantulus edwardii (Cape elephant shrew) is the source of this 594-nucleotide messenger RNA. RefSeq names its product interferon omega-1-like. Lineage: Eukaryota; Metazoa; Chordata; Mammalia; Macroscelidea; Macroscelididae. The coding region runs from base 1 to 594 and encodes 197 amino acids. The transcript has a single exon. Gene Ontology annotation, cellular component: extracellular region. Gene Ontology annotation, biological process: cytokine-mediated signaling pathway; positive regulation of peptidyl-serine phosphorylation of STAT protein; adaptive immune response. The record is from RefSeq and is a predicted model, not a curated record. Gene Ontology annotation, molecular function: cytokine activity; type I interferon receptor binding.